This is a messenger RNA of Nothoprocta perdicaria, 440 nucleotides long. RefSeq names its product C-C motif chemokine 3-like. Lineage: Eukaryota; Metazoa; Chordata; Aves; Tinamiformes; Tinamidae. Gene Ontology annotation, molecular function: CCR chemokine receptor binding; chemokine activity. The record is from RefSeq and is a predicted model, not a curated record. The transcript has 3 exons. The coding region runs from base 168 to 440 and encodes 90 amino acids. Gene Ontology annotation, biological process: cellular response to type II interferon; inflammatory response; positive regulation of ERK1 and ERK2 cascade. Gene Ontology annotation, cellular component: extracellular region.
CUUAUGUGACAGUUUCUGGCGUCAUUUUGGAAUUUCCGCCUGGGCUUCUCCCUGCUGACUCCAGGAUUCCCUAUUAAAAAGGAGCUGAAUCCAGAUGCACACUGCAGUCUGAGCUGUGUCUGCUGGAGCUACUCAUCCCACUGUGAUUGCCCUGGACUGAGAGGAAGAUGAAGGUCUCUGUGGCUGUUCUUAUUGCUCUUCUCAUUGCUGCCUCUUGCUCCCAGACUUUCUCUGCCCCAGAUGGACCCGACCUCCCAAACUGCUGCUACUCUUAUGCCUCCCGCAAGCUCCCGAAGAAACUCAUCUCCCGUCAUUACAGCACCAGCAGCAACUGCUCCCUGCCAGCCGUUGUGUUUGUCACCAAGAAAGGCCUCGCAGUCUGUGCCAACCCCAACGACUCCUGGGUCCAAACUUACCUGCGAAACCCGAAGCGUAACUGA